Diuraphis noxia (Russian wheat aphid) is the source of this 658-nucleotide messenger RNA. RefSeq lists its product as uncharacterized. The record is from RefSeq and is a predicted model, not a curated record. Lineage: Eukaryota; Metazoa; Arthropoda; Insecta; Hemiptera; Aphididae.
CAAUGUUAAAAGCGGCUCAAGAAAGCUUGGAUUGCUUGGUUCAAAAACUUAAUGAACGAAAGGCUAAAAGCGAAAUUUUGAUGAAGAAAAUCAAUCAAAAACGCAGUAACUCGCUCAUGGUAGACAUGCAGGAUAGAGAAGCAGCUCAAAAUCAUGCUGAGAUCACAAAGCAAAUGAUGGAAAAGAUACAAGAGCAAACUGAAAUCGUAGAAAAGCAAACUAUCAUAUUGAAACGUUCACAUGGAUCCAAAGAAUCAUCCAAGUACUAUCGUUCUAAGAUCAACAAUUUGAAAGCAGAGAUUGCGGACAAACAAAAUGAACUGGAUUAUGUGUUGAAUGUAUACACCGGGUUAGGCAAAGCGUAAGGAACAAUAUUAUUUAUUCCAAACUUUAAAUUAACUACUUAAUUAUUUAUAAUGUAUAACAUAUAUGUUGCCGCCCCAACAAUGUAAAUAGGUACCAAUAUAUAUGAGGGGUGGAAAUCAAAAACGUACUAUUGCUGAUUUUUCAGGAGAAGCGAUUUUCUAUAUCCCCUUGGCCCUUUGUGACCCAAUGUCAAUUAACUAAAGUACUAUAAAUGUGAAGUAUGAGUUAAAGCGAUUUAAAAAAAAAUUUUUAAGUAGGUAUAAAUCCUAUUUUUUUGUUGUAUAAAAAUGUA